This is a messenger RNA of Achroia grisella, 2374 nucleotides long. Its product is annotated as heat shock 70 kDa protein cognate 2-like. The record is from RefSeq and is a predicted model, not a curated record. NCBI's taxonomy places the organism in Eukaryota, Metazoa, Arthropoda, Insecta, Lepidoptera, Pyralidae. The transcript has 7 exons. The coding region runs from base 151 to 2049 and encodes 632 amino acids. Gene Ontology annotation, molecular function: ATP binding; ATP-dependent protein folding chaperone; heat shock protein binding. Gene Ontology annotation, biological process: cellular response to unfolded protein; protein refolding. Gene Ontology annotation, cellular component: cytoplasm.
GUCAAAGUCAAAAAAGAAAAUAAUAAUAUUAAAAAAAAUGGGAAAUUAUUAAAUACAAGUAAUAUGUGUUACUUGAUUACAAAAUAUAACAAGAUACUAAUAUAGUAUAAGGAAUUAAUUGGGCAACAGUGUAGAAUUUGAUGAGCGAACAUGACUAUACCCGCAGUCGGAAUCGAUUUGGGAACAACGUAUUCUUGCGUGGGCGUUUUUCAACACAACAAAGUGGAAAUCAUCGCCAAUGAUCAAGGCAAUAGGACAACACCAUCGUAUGUCGCAUUCAAUGAGACAGAGAGAUUGAUUGGAGAUCCAGCUAAAAAUCAGGUAGCUAUGAAUCCAAAAAAUACUGUAUUUGAUGCAAAAAGACUAAUUGGCCGAAAGUUUGAUGAUCCAAAGGUUCAACAAGAUAGAAAACAUUGGCCUUUUGAAGUAGUAUCAGAUGGUGGAAAGCCAAAGAUAAUCGUAGAAUAUAAAGGACAGAAAAGAAAGUUUUCUCCAGAAGAAAUAUCGUCGAUGGUUCUAUCAAAAAUGAAGGAAAUUGCAGAAACUUACUUAGGCGGAACCGUCAAAGAUGCUGUUAUAACUGUACCAGCGUAUUUUAAUGAUUCCCAACGUCAGGCAACUAAAGAUGCUGGUGCAAUAGCUGCAUUAAAUGUUCUCAGAAUCAUCAACGAACCAACAGCAGCUGCUCUUGCCUAUGGAUUAGAUAAAGAUCUAAAGGGAGAGAAGAACGUACUAAUAUUCGAUCUUGGCGGUGGGACAUUUGAUGUUUCAAUUCUCCAAAUUGCUGAAGGUUCUCUUUUUGAAGUCAGGUCCACAGCUGGUGAUACUCAUUUGGGAGGUGAAGAUUUUGACAGCAGAAUGGUAGACCAUUUUGCACAAGAAUUUGAGAGAAAAUUUAAAAAGAACAUUAAAGAUAAUCCUAAAGCGUUAAGAAGACUUCGCACAGCUUGUGAGAGAGCAAAGAGAACCCUUUCUUCUAGCACAGAAGCGAGUUUGGAGAUAGACGCACUACAUGAAGGUAUUGAUUUCUAUUCAAAAAUUACGAGGGCUCGUUUCGAAGAAUUGUGUUCUGAUUUAUUUAGACAAACACUCGGUCCAGUUGAGAGAGCAUUGAAAGACGCAGGAUUAAGUAUAAAAGAAAUUCAUGAUGUAGUUAUGGUUGGCGGUUCUACACGUAUACCAAAGAUUCAAAGAUUGUUGCAGGAUUUUUUUAACGGUAAAACACUGAAUCUCUCGAUCAAUCCAGAUGAAGCUGUGGCAUAUGGUGCAGCUGUACAGGCAGCAAUCUUGACCGGAUCUAAAGAUACUCGCAUUCAAGACGUUUUGUUGGUGGACGUUGCGCCUCUUUCUCUGGGUAUAGAAACGGCUGGAGGUGUUAUGACCUGUUUAGUAGAAAGAAACACGAGAAUACCAACCGCACAGAAACAAAUUUUUACAACAUAUUCUGACAACCAACCAGCUGUAACGAUUCAGGUGUAUGAAGGGGAGAGAGCGAUGACAAGAGACAACAACUUAUUGGGAACUUUCAAUCUAUCCGGAAUACCACCAGCUCCCAGAGGAGUCCCACAAAUAGAGGUAACUUUUGAUGUGGAUGCCAAUGGAAUUUUAAAUGUAAACGCUCAAGAUAAAAGCACAGGGAGAUCCGAGCACAUCACGAUCUCAAAUGAUAAAGGUCGCCUGAGCAAGAGAGAUAUUGAGAAAAUGUUGUAUGAUGCUGAAAAGUUUAAAUCUGAAGAUGAUGCAGCUAGGAAGAAAGUCGAAGUUAGAAAUCAAUUAGAAAGCUACCUGUACGGAUGCAAAACGGCAGCUGAAAAUUCAAGCAGCAGGCUGACAGAAGACGAAAGAAACUCGGUUAUUAGAGAAUGCAAUGAUCAGCUCCGUUGGCUGGAAACUAGCCCCGAAGCCUCCAAAUCGGAACUUGAACAACAUCUGAAGUCAGCACAGUAUAUCUGUCAGCCGGCUAUGAUGAAACUCCACGGAGCUGGAGGUGGCCCCAGCUAUGCCAGACCCGAGAGUUCUGGAGGACCACGAGUUGAAGAAGUAGAUUAAUUUAUUUUUUUCAUUUCAUCGAUUUAGGCACUUGAACUGUGUUGUGCAUUGCUUACCGUUUUUUUCUUAAUUGGCAGAAAGCGCCAAAACGUUGUAUUAAAAUGUGUUUGUAGGUUUUAGUUUUUAUGAAUGACGGCUUAAGUUAACAAAAUUAUUUAAUAAAAAGAUUGUUUCAUUAGUGAUACAAUAGCUACGAAUAUAUAGUAGGAAAGGUAGCUUGGGAUUCCACAAAAGCAUUAUUAUUUAAUGUAGAUAAAUUAUUUAACACGUCACCAUGUAUUAGAAACAAGUUAAUGAAGUUUUUUGUCGCACCUUAAAAUUUUUU